This is a messenger RNA of Sclerotinia borealis F-4128, 585 nucleotides long. The record is from the annotation of a GenBank genome assembly. Lineage: Eukaryota; Fungi; Ascomycota; Leotiomycetes; Helotiales; Sclerotiniaceae.
AUGGGCAACAAAAACAAUCGUGGUAGCCCCCAACAGGCGGCUAUCGACGAUCAACUACAUCAACAGCAGGUUCAAGCUCAGCAGCAUGCCAUGGACUUUGACUAUUCAAAUCUUCCACAACAUCCCGCCCUCCAUGUUGAGAAAGCUAGUGGUACGGUUAAGCUAUUCAUCAGAAUUGAUAUCGUCCACUCGCAUCUCACUGCCAAGGAGGUAAACUUCCUGACAAUCCUCCCAAAGUACGCUCCCAUGAUCAAGGUAGUCGAAGUCCUUUUGAUCGCUCCGACGCACCACGAAUCUAUCGAGGUCUACAAUCUUCGAGUAAAGAAUAUGAUCAAGACCAUUAAAAUCCUCAAUGCACUUGACCUCAACGAACUCCACUUUGUCAUCUCACUCAAUCGACGCGACAACUUCAACCAGAUGGAGCUGGCUGCCGCUUGUUUCGGUUUGAACUUCGAUCACUGGACCAUGUCAACAACAGUAUUUGGGAAUAAGAAAAAGGGAUUCAAGAUUGGAGUCCAUAGUCCGACUGCUCGCAGAUUGGCAGGCGUAUACAAGCGUGACUUCUUGACUCAAAACGUAUUGUGA